This is a messenger RNA of Aspergillus piperis CBS 112811, 1656 nucleotides long. RefSeq lists its product as uncharacterized. NCBI's taxonomy places the organism in Eukaryota, Fungi, Ascomycota, Eurotiomycetes, Eurotiales, Aspergillaceae. The coding region runs from base 372 to 1628 and encodes 418 amino acids. The record is from RefSeq and is a predicted model, not a curated record. The transcript is spliced from 4 exons.
CCUCAUCUUUAUGCCCAAUUUUGUCGACAUCUUGGUGUGGCCUGGAUUUAUCCAAAUAAUCUGGUAUAUUGCUUAGCAUAGCCCCUACGAGAGAUUCGCCGCACUUACCCAACCAAUGGCGAAUUUAAACCAGCCGAAGCUAUCGGAUUUCACUGUAAGGCUUUCCUGGAGACAAGGCUACAAAGCUGCAAGGCUGAUACUCGACCUGGGAUAACCCAACUGCCCAACUAAACAUAUUGAUAUUGCGAAAUUGAUCAACCAUCGGUAUUACAGCCUUGCAGCUGGAGCUGCGAGGCUUUGACGCUCCCUGGUACUUAGAUGUGGGUUAACCGUCGUGUAUAUAUUGUCCUUAGUAUCUUCUGGCAAUCAAUAUGAGGGUAUUUCAAUUCACUGCUACUCACCCCUUCGCAGUCAAAAUGCAAGUUGUGAGCCAGCCUACUCGAGCACGGCUUCGACCACGAUACGAUGAUGGAGACCUUCACAGCAAUUCAGCAGACUAUCUCGCCGUGAACGGAGAUCUGACUCAGACUCAGCGUUGCCUCCAAUUCAUUGAUAUGUUGAGGAUGCAUGCACACCUUCCGAGGAACUCACGAGAGAACUACUUACUUCCGGUCGUCAAUACUAGGGGUAUUCAUGCGCCCCCACCUAUAGCAAGCAUCUCGGUGCCUAAUACCUCCCAAACGUCGGGGCGUAGGAUUCGGCGCGUUCGAAGGCAAGAUAGCUCGGACACUCUAUUCGAGCAACGUGCAACGGACCGCCCACCUGGUCCCCAUGAAAUCCGGAGAAAGGAAUUGGGAGAUUUCUUCAACCCGAUGUUUGAGAAAGAAUUCCCCGUGAUAUUUAUCUGUUGGGGCAGAAAAGAGCGCUGCCAGAUUGUUCCGGUGGUGAUCACUGACCCAACUGAUGAGGUUACCGCGUGGCAAGCAAUUUCCCAGGAGUUUUACGCACAGAGAGGCGUUUUGGCGAAAUAUUUGCCAUGGUUUUGUGUGAAUAAGGUGGAAAUUGUUGAUCUUUCUAUUACAGGGCAGAAGCUGGCCAAUGACCAUCGAUCGACAGGCAUUGAAUAUGUUGGUAUAUAUAACAGUGAAGAUUUGGUUGCCAAAAGGAAGCAUUUGGAGCAAGUCAUCGCGGAUUACAAGCCUCAGGAUUGGCCUUGUCUGUAUAAAGCUUCCACAGGGGCCGUGUUCUGUCAUGAUGGCUGUGUAACGAGCUAUGCGGAUUAUGCAGAAUGCCCUGAGAGGACUAAAUUCAGAGCGGAACGUGAGCUCUCGUUACUCAGUCUCCGGCCUAUACUUACCCAGUGCUUCUUUCAAGCUAAGAUUGCUGCACACAAUCACCUGCUUAGCAGGGAGAGAUUAAUAAAUGGUCACCAAGAUAUUCUGACAAAACUCAAUGUUUGGCAUUGUCCGGAGUUGGGUGAAGUUCAAUUUCGCAGCUUGAUGAUCGGCGACAAUAGGGAAGGCAAUUUGCAGCAUAUGGUGCUACUUGUGACAGUAAUACUAAUUUUGCUGAGCAUAGCCAUUGCAAGGUUAGUUUUCGAUGACUGGGCUAUAGCAUGGACCGUUGGUGCCUUCUUUGUAGGGUUGUUAAUAGGGUUGUUAAGCUUGUUGCAAAAGGGGAAGAGUUGAUAGCUACUAUGCAGUGGGAAAUAAUCAC